This is a messenger RNA of Archocentrus centrarchus (flier cichlid), 1801 nucleotides long. RefSeq names its product scavenger receptor class A member 5-like. Gene Ontology annotation, biological process: iron ion transmembrane transport; zymogen activation. The record is from RefSeq and is a predicted model, not a curated record. Gene Ontology annotation, molecular function: serine-type endopeptidase activity; ferritin receptor activity. NCBI's taxonomy places the organism in Eukaryota, Metazoa, Chordata, Actinopteri, Cichliformes, Cichlidae. Gene Ontology annotation, cellular component: plasma membrane.
CUGCCUGUCACCGCAGCGUUGGCAGAGGCUGUGCAUGUUGUGCCACUGCAGAAAACUUUCUAGAAAAACAAAGAAAAGAAAAAGUGGGGAAAAGGGAAAAAAAGAACUUUUUGUAGUGUUAAUGCUAUUUUGAGAGCUGGGGGACUGAAAGUGAGAGCGUCAGGACGCAGCAUUUUGGGGGGAAUUAUGAAAAACGCGGAGCUGUGAAUUUUAUUUCCAGUUGACAGCUGACAAGGAGAUGGAGAACAAGGCCAUGUAUCUGAGCACAAACGAAGAGAGAGAGAACGUCUCCAUAUACGAAGAGGCCUAUGAUGGACGCAACUUAUCCAAACUCAACCUGUGCGAUGAAGUUUCUACAAAGCGUCGCAGGAAGCAGGACCAGUGUUGCAGCCAUCUGAACUCCCUCUCAUCCAUCAAGUAUGCCAUUGUUUCCCUCUACAUCCUGGUUCUUCUCACCAUCUUUGGACUUUGCCUUGCAGUCUCUCGCUCCCAGGUGUCUUCUCAGCGGCAGGAGGUGCUGAUGGAGAAUGCAACCCGGAUGUCAGAGGGCUCUCAGCUGCUCCAGCAGACCCUGGGAGAGGAGUCCAAACAGGCAGAUCUGCUGGAGAACAUCUGGAAACUGGAAAACCUCUUCCAGAACCACAGCAACUGGCUGCAGAGGCUGGAGAUCCUCAUCAAGGCCCUGGAGGUGGAGCUGAGGACUAUGCAAGCUCACUCUCUUCAAUCAGAAGGUUACUUGGUACAGUUGGAUGACAGGUUGUCCUCACUAAGCAACUCUGCUGGCAGGAACCUGACGGGUUUGAGCUCAGAGGUGGCCCGAGCCUCCACAUGGCUUCGCGAUCAUGACGUCCUGCUGAGGGAAACCUCGAGUUAUGUGAGUGAACUGAGGGAAAAAUUAGAUGAGGUCAACUGGACUGUGGGAGCUGUUAAUCACACCUUCAGCAACGACAUCAGCAUUCACCAUCUGAAGAUCCGUGACUUGCAGAUCCAGAUCAGCAACAUAACAGAAGACACCAGCAGUUUAUGGGUGACCCACGUCCACACGGAGGCCCAGUUGAGGAACGAGAUGGAGAUCCUGAACACAAUCACAGAGGACCUCCGUCUUAAGGACUGGGAGCACUCCAUGGCCCUGAAGAACCUCACAAUAUUAGAAGGACCUCCAGGGCCAAAAGGAGAGAAGGGGGACACUGGAGAUGUAGGGCCCCCUGGGGUUCCUGGUCUGACUGGCUUGAGAGGAUUUACCGGAGAAAAAGGCAACCAGGGUCCGCGGGGAAUCAAAGGGUCUCUUGGGGUCGAUGGCAUGCCGGGAGAAAAAGGAGACAUUGGACCUGUCGGGCCUAAAGGUGACCGAGGAGAAAGAGGUUUCAAGGGAGAGAAGGGUGACCGGGGAGAGCGAGGAGACAGAGCAGUGGAGGAGACCUUGGUACGGUUGGUGAAUGGGUCAGGUCCUCACGAAGGGCGUGUGGAGGUUUUCCAUGAACGUCGCUGGGGAACCGUGUGUGACGACGUCUGGGAUAAAAAGGAUGGAGAUGUGGUCUGCAGGAUGCUGGGAUAUCAAGGAGCAACCGAGGUCCAUAAGACUGGACGCUUCGGACACGGCACUGGUUUGAUCUGGAUGGAUGAUGUCGCAUGCACAGGGACAGAAGACAGCAUCCAUGAGUGUAAGUUUUCCGGUUGGCAAACCAACUGUGGCCACGUCGAGGACGCUGGUGUGACCUGCGCACCUAAACCUUCAGGACCCCAAACACUGCUGCAGCUGCCGAGUAUCGCCCAAAACACUGCCUUAAACUUAAGGUGCUGA